Messenger RNA from Colossoma macropomum (tambaqui), 1065 nucleotides. RefSeq names its product ankyrin repeat and SOCS box containing 11 (gene asb11). Gene Ontology annotation, biological process: positive regulation of protein catabolic process; protein ubiquitination. The coding region runs from base 97 to 978 and encodes 293 amino acids. NCBI's taxonomy places the organism in Eukaryota, Metazoa, Chordata, Actinopteri, Characiformes, Serrasalmidae. Gene Ontology annotation, molecular function: protein binding. The transcript is spliced from 7 exons. The record is from RefSeq and is a predicted model, not a curated record.
UGUUUUUGUGAAGGCCAUAUAAUGUGAAGGCCCACUGCACUGCAUGCUUGCACCUUUGUUGUUUUUUCAGAGCACAAGCUGUAGGAAGUCUGAAAAAUGAAUGUGAUGCACCCUGAGGUCUUUGUAGGGAGUCAACUUACGCAAUAUAACUUUCAGCUGUAUGGGGGACAAGUGUGUAACACGCUUAUGGCAGGUUCUUGGACAGACAGAACUCCUCUCCACGAUGCUGCUUUGCAGGGUCGCCUGCUCCCACUGAAGAGACUUCUCUCUCAGGGACUGCCUGUUGGUGUGGUCACACUGAAUGGCGUCACUCCGUUACAUGAGGCUUGUCUUGGUGGCCAUUUGGCAUGUGCAAAAUUUCUGCUGGAACAUGGAGCUGAUGCAAGUGCUGUGUCUGUUGAUGGAGCCACACCUCUCUUUAAUGCCUGCUACAGUGGAAACUCUGCCCUCCUCAGUCUCCUUUUGAUGCACAGCUCUGUCCACCACCCAGCUCACCUGCUCAACUCACCUAUCCAUGAAGCAGCAAAGAGAAAUCACACAGAGUGUGUGGAGCUGCUGCUGUCUCAUGGUGUGAAUGCUGAUUUGGAGAUGGCAGGAGUGGGGACGCCGCUGUACUGUGCGUGUGAAGCCAGGAGCACAGACUGUGUGCAGAGACUUCUCAUCUUAGGUGCUGAUGUGCACCAGGGGUGUGGCCUUGACGCACCACUGCAUGCUGCUGUCAGAGUGGGCGGAGUCAAAGAGGUAGCGCUGUUGCUGGAGCAUGGGGCUGAUGGGAAACGUAGGAAUUCAGAAGGCAGAACACCUCUUGACCUGGCUACAGAUAACAGCAUCAAACAUCUACUGCAGACAGCAGGUCCAUGCUCCCUGUCACAGAUAAGCAGGUUGUGCAUUCGUCGUACUUUGGGCCAAAAAAGAUUGAACAGAGCAAGAGUGCUCUAUUUACCACAUAUCUUGCACAAUUAUGUUCUGUAUCAGUAACACAUAAACACACACACACUGCUUAUGCCACAAAAUACACAGAAUGCAUUUGUAGUUACACACAUUUUUGUAAAUGAUUUUAAAUGU